GUGUUCAUGAAUAGUGCGGCACGCAAGCAGAUCAGACUUCGAAUGAGUGAAGUCAGCGCUGCAGCAGCUGCUGGAAUCCACCAUGAAGCUGUCUGUCCUCCUGCCUCUGUGCGCUCUGCUCACCCUCAGCCAGCAGGCUCCAUCUAAAUGUGAGUGUGAGCUGGUGAACAUAAAUCAAGCUUUUCCUCAUGACAAGCUCAGCAGAAUCCAGGACGAUGCCUCCAGCUGCAACACCAGAAUCACCCCACAGAGUAGCUUCGUCAUGGAGAGUGCCCUGCUGGGUUUGCAGCGGCGCCUACCUCAGCUAAUGAAAGAUGUGGUGGAGUUGGAGGAACAUCAUGACGAAGAUCUGUACAGCGUUCUCAGUCUGCACGUCUUAGAGAACGAACUCAUAGAGAUUCAGCUGCUGAUGGACAAACUGAAUGGCUCCAUCAGGGGAAACCGAGAGCUCGCCGUGAACACCACAGACCUGCUGCAGGAGCUGAAGGAAGGUUUGGCGGAUCUGGAGCACUUUGAUACCAUGCAAGUAGUGAAAAGGCAACAAGUCAACCAGCGUCUAAAGAAAGACCUGGACCAGUGCAGGAACGGACUGCAGCCCACCGUCAUGCCCACCCAGCCGAAAGAAGGUACGUGUCCUUUGGGUCAGCUUGUGAACAUCACAAAGCAAGUGGCCUCCACAAGUGGGGAGUAUCCUGGAUCUUACAAGUAUGGAGGCUGGGGCCGAGACCCAAAGCCAGAGACGGGGAAGGAGAGCUGGUAUUGGGUGGUGAUGUUGACCUCCAGUAAUAUAUACUCCAACUACAUCCGUUUCUAUUCCACUCUGAGCUCCUUAAUCGUCGGAAAGAGCACCCCAGGUAACAUCCAGAUCCAUUCCUCUAACCCAACUACCAACACCAUCCAGGGUCCAAACGUGGUUCUGUAUGGGGGGGCUUUGUACUACAACUGCUACAACCAACUAUCGGUUUGUCGAUUUAACCUCACCUCCAAAGCCAUCACCGUGACAAACUUACCCAAAGGCACCAGGUUUAACUCGAAAGGUAACUUCUGCCGGCUUGAUGAAUGCUACCCGUAUACCGAUCUGGACCUGGCCACAGAUGAAUCUGGUGUUUGGGUGACUUACACCACCAGCCAAGACUUUGGUAACCUGGUUUUAUCCAAAGUGGAAGAGGGUGAAUCACCGAAGCUUAACCAAACCUGGCACACCUCCAUUUACAAGCAGGCAGUGACCAACACCUUCAUGGCUUGUGGUGUCCUUUAUGCGACUCGUUAUGUCAAUACUAGCACAGAGGAGAUCUUUUACUCCUUUGACACUGCAACGGGAAAGGAGAACUUCAACGUUGGCAUCUUCUUGAGCAAAGUGUCUCCUAACAUCCUCUUCUUGAACUACAGUCCAGUGGACCAGAUGCUGCAUGCCUACUGCGACUCCCAGAUGGUGUCCUAUAGGCUUUUGUUUGAGAACAACGACUCACUGAAUGCCUGAUCCUAAAAGGUAAAGGUGAAGUUAAGCUCGUGAGGGUAGAGAUUUACUGAGCUGAUUUUUCUUUAUAAAACUGAUUUUACUGAGUAAGAAACUGUUAAUACGUUUUUGGUUCAAUAAAACUUUGAAUGUUUCUGA
Molecule: messenger RNA, 1615 nt
Organism: Oryzias latipes (Japanese medaka)
Lineage: Eukaryota; Metazoa; Chordata; Actinopteri; Beloniformes; Adrianichthyidae
Product: olfactomedin-4
Biological process (GO): signal transduction
Source: RefSeq, a predicted model, not a curated record